AUGCAGGUAGAGGACUUUGACAGGGCUGUCAGCGCCCUCUUCUCCCAGGGCAGUGCAGCUGUCAACCCCGCGACUCGGUGCGAGGCCGAGCAGUACUUGCGCGGAGCAGCAGGACUGUAUGCAGCAACAGCAGCAGCAGCAACACCUGUUGCCAUAAUUGCCUCAUAUGUGUGCUGCAUGGCAAGCUGUUUUCUGCCCGGGGUGCUUUGUGCUGCAGCGGUGUGCGACAGCAGCAGCGGCACCACGCUGCUGCUGUCCGCGUUGCAGUCCCGCUGUUCUUUUGAGGCGAAGUUCUUCGCCCUGCAGCAGCUUCUGCAGCUGCUGCCACAGCAGCAGCAUCAGAGACAACAGAUGGCUGAAGUGCUGCUCAAUGUGAUGCGACUGAGAGUAUGCAGCGCAUCUGCCUGGGCCUGCAGCAGCAGCAGCAGCAGCAGCGGCCCAGAGACCGACAGCACCGCCGCACAACUUGCUGCUGCUGCCUCCGACCCAGCUUCCAGCCCCGAUGCUGCUGCAGUGCACAACAAGCUGGCCCUCCUAGUAGCUCGGUUACUGGCUGCUCAGGUCAACGACAUGGCUGAAGCAGCAGCAGCAGCAGAACCGGCACCAGCAGCAGCGGGUGCUGCUGCUGCUGCUGCUGCUAGAACGAAGGCUGCGUUUCUCCCGCUGCGGCAGCUGCUGCACCAAGAACUGACUGCCCUUUGUUUGCACUUGCGCAAAUUAGAAGACCCAUCAGUGGCAGCAGUAGCUGGCCAGUGCUGCGCAUGCAGAAACCCGGCUUGUGCUGCACCGGCGGGCCAAAACCUUGCGGCUACACUGGAGUCGCUGCGGGUGGCGCUGCGGGUGCUGCUAGUGGUCCACCAGGAGUAUCUUGAAGACCUGCCAGCCUCUCCUCUUUCUGCAGCACUUAAGAGCUCGUUUCCUUACGAUGAGGAAAACCCCACAAAUGCGGCUGCUGUGCUCUGCCCUCCACCGUUCUCGCCUUUGCUGCUGCAGCUGCUGCAGCUGCUGCAACUCACAUAUAAGGAAAGCCCCGCACUAGCCAGUUUGCUGCAGCUGUGCUGCUCAGUGGCGGAGAGGUACGUUGGGUGGAUUGACUUGCUGCUGCCACCUCCAACAGAAUCAGCAGCGGAGGCGCAACGCCAGAACAGCGACAGCAGAAGCAGCAGCAGAAGCCCAACUUUGCUGCAGUUGUUGGGGGCAGCAUGGCUGUCAUCGGGUUUUCCGGAUGCCGCUUCUGCAAUCGUGGUGUUCAUACACCGGAAAAUGGAGCCUGUUGCGAGGAUUGAUCUUUUGUGCCGCAUGGAGUUAGCGGAGUGGCUUCUGCAUCGCAUCCCUCUCGCGGAAAUUGCGGCAUCCCCGACAAUGAUUCUUUCUUUCGGCUCCGUAGUAAAUGCAACAGUUGCAGCGCUGACGGAGUCGACAGCAGCCCUGGCAGAGAGGCUAGAGGCAGCAGGUGAAGGCGGCUUUUUGGGCUCUUCAACAGGCAGCAGCAGCCCGCAGGUUGCGUGCCGGGACCCGAGGCAGCUGCUGCAGCAGGGGGUGACUGCCUUGUGGGCAGUUCUGCCUCUAUCCGUCCAGCUGCUGGGGUCUGGUGGCCUUGAGGUCUCCAGCACUGUUGUUGCGUCUCUUUCCUUGCUGUUUUCUAAAGCAGCAAUAUUGCAGCGACAGAGCACUCUGCUGCUGCAGCCGUCGCCGGCAUCCCGCCUUGAAAAUCUCUUGUUGGAGUUGCUGCAAGUACUUGUCAAGAGGCUUGCGGAGGUCGACUUGCUGAUGGGAGCAGUGCAGCAGCAGCAACAGAUGCAGGAGCAGCAGCAGCAGGUCAUCUACAGCAGUUUGGAUGACGAUGAGGUUGAGCAGCUGUAUGCCUACAAGGAGGCGCUCACUGCUUUGUAUAGGAAGGCCUGCUCGGCAAAUCCGUGCCGCGUGCUGCAGUGGAUUGAGGAGGGACUGCAGCAGCAGCUCCAGCAGCUCCAGCAGCAGCAAACGCCCCAACAGCGCCGAGAACAACAGCAGCAACUCUCGUCACUGCUUCACAUGAUUCUCGUUAUGACGGACGACAUUGGCGAUCUACAGGAAAAGCUGAAGGAUACAUCUAGUCAGCUGCAUGCCUGCCUACUGAAGCUGCUUCAGCUGCUGCAGAACAUGCAUGCGUCUCCUGCAUUUUCUUCGGCUGCAUCAGCGGAGAAUUUCAUGAGGGUUCUUGUGCGCAUUGCUCCACUCUUUGGAAAGCAUCAGCAACACAUCCCUGAAGCUCUUUCUCUCUUGGCGGGACCCCACGGAGUUUGCAGCAGCAACAAUAACAUUGCGCCUAAAGCUUGCCUGGCGUUGUUGCGUUUUGUGAAGAAUUGCCUCCCCUAUUCUGCUGCAUACACGAGACUGCUGCUGCAGCAUUUGCUUCAACAGCAAUGCCUUGAUGUCCCUCGCAGCAGCAACCAUAGCAGCACCAGCCCGGCUGCGCAACAGCGCUUGCGUCCAGCAACUCCACCCAGCUGCAACAACAGCAGCAGGCAAGAGCCGCUGGCUGUGGCAGCUGCAGCAGAUGUUUACGUAGUUCCCAGGGCUUUUCAGGUAGAGCAACAAUUGCUGUUGUAUGAAGCGGCAGGCGUCCUUUUGGGUAGCAAACAACAGCCGCAAGCAGCUGCUAGUCGCCAGGUGCAGGGCCCUGCAUUGACGAAUUCGGAAGAGCGCGUAUUGCUGCUGCAUGCGUUGCUUUCCAAGGCAACGGCAGCCUUCACAACGGACAUGGCGGCCUAUAGUGCAGAAGCCUCGCCGUCGGCCGCAGCUGCGGUUGCUGUUUACUGGGCUCGUUGCGCCAACGCGUUGGCGUCAUUGUCAAAGGGGUUCCAGCCCUUCAAGAUGUCGGCCGCGGCUGGAGGAGCCAGUCCUGAGGGAGCGGCCGAAGGUUCAGUCGUGGUGGAGCUCAAGAAAUCUUGGGUGCAGGCGCUGGAGCUUUUCACCAAUGCCCUACUUGUUGCAGGGGUUGAGGGCAGCCCCUUGGAGAUAGAAGGUGCGAGCUUGUUGGUGCUGCCGCCCUUCUUGCCUGCAUGUAUCUUCUUAUUGCGCCGUCUGAUGUCGUUACUGGGCCCUCUUGCUGCCUCUCCCAUUAGUGCAGUGGUGCCUUUGCUGUAUGAUGCCAUCUUGGUGGAGGCAGAUAGCCCUGCAGCAGCGGCAGCAGCAGCCAACAGCCUGCAGCAGCAGCAACACUCCCCGGAGGUGGCGGCCGAGCAUCUGAGUGGAUUUUGCAUGCAAGUUCUGGUAUCUCUGAAAGGCCCCGAAGUGGUCGCGCUGCUCCUGCAGCACUUGCCCUUGAUUUUGGAGAGACACUUGGGCUUAUACUUGAAGGCAGUUGCUGCGGCUGCUCAGGAACCUAAUUCUGCCGAGCUCCAGCGGGAAUGCCGAGGGGUGCAGGAGCAACUGGCGCUGCUUCUUGCCACAGCGGCAAGAGAAGCACCGGUGGCGCUGCUGAGUUUUGCUGCUGCAUCGGUGCUGCCUUCCAGCAGCAGGGGCAAGGACAACAGCGGCGUCCCCAUCAGCUUGAGCACGAUCGAGCAGUGCGUAUCAACGGCUAUCGGCCACCGUGUUAGCGCUAACGGCAACAGGGAAACAGGCGCAAAACACGCACUGUUGCAGUUGCUGCAUCAGCAGCAGCAACAGCUCCACGUGCUGUUGUUCGCAUCUUUGCAUCGUUCACGAGGGGCUUCUGCGGUUACUUCAAAAGCUCCUCAAGGGACUCCUGCAUCAGAUGAAAUAUGUAGCACCGCAUGGAGAUGCAUUUUGCUGUUCCUGUUGGUGUGCUGCUGCUCUGGGAACUGCCCGGGAAUUUCAGCAGCAGCGGUGCAGGCUUGGGGACAACUCGUUGCAGCACUUAUUUGCAGGCCGGAAAACUUAGUGGAUGCUCAGCACGAGCAACUGCUUCAGAAACUGGCCGGACUUCCCCUGGAACUGCGGCAAGUACAGGAAGCAAUGCGGGACUUUACUUGUCAGAAUAUUGCCCUUGAUGCUCAGCUGCGCCAACGCCGCACGCAGGCAGUUUCGGCGGAGGCCCCGCAGCAGUUGGAGGAGGUGCAGCUUCUGCGACAACAGCAGCACCAGCGCGUUCAAGGCAUCGACCUUCAGCGUGCUGGGCAGCAGCUUGCUCUUAUUCUUCCCUUGUGUUCCCUCUUUUCCGUUGUUGCGGACCUCUUUGCGUCGCUAAAGACAGAUGACCCUCAAUACAUCAAGCUUGCAGCAGAUAUUGGAGGCCUAUGGCGUGUUCUCGCCUACGGAAUUCCUCCAGGAACUCCACAGCGCACGGCUACAGCAGUGGCAGCAGCAGCAGCAGCUGAGGCAGGAGCCCAGCUUAGGCCAAUAUUUUUCCCACUACGCAACGGCAUUCAGCAGUCACUGAAGGACGCCCUAGUUGCACGUGUCGGAAAUCCUGCUUGCGCUGCCGCUGCGCUUGUAGACGCACUGGGACAAACGGAAGGGCAGCAAGUUAGAGAAGUAAUUCGAGCUUGGCAACGGCAGUUCCUGUCUAAGUAG
This is a messenger RNA of Eimeria necatrix, 4521 nucleotides long. RefSeq lists its product as hypothetical. The transcript has 13 exons. The record is from RefSeq and is a predicted model, not a curated record. NCBI's taxonomy places the organism in Eukaryota, Apicomplexa, Conoidasida, Eucoccidiorida, Eimeriidae. Gene Ontology annotation, cellular component: nuclear matrix; nuclear pore; cytoplasm. Bases 1 to 4521 code for a protein of 1506 amino acids. Gene Ontology annotation, biological process: tRNA re-export from nucleus. Gene Ontology annotation, molecular function: tRNA binding; small GTPase binding.